This is a messenger RNA of Xiphias gladius (swordfish), 3368 nucleotides long. Its product is annotated as RCC1 and BTB domain-containing protein 1-like. The record is from RefSeq and is a predicted model, not a curated record. The transcript is spliced from 12 exons. NCBI's taxonomy places the organism in Eukaryota, Metazoa, Chordata, Actinopteri, Istiophoriformes, Xiphiidae. Gene Ontology annotation, molecular function: protein binding. Bases 240 to 1835 code for a protein of 531 amino acids.
GCAAGAGUGUGGCAGCUCCAGCAGCAGCAGCGAGGGAGAGCCAGACGGACGGACAGCCCGCCGCCGCCGACCCAGCAGCCGUCACCGACAUCAGACGAGGACCUAUCCAACAGCAACUGCAGCACUGGCAGCUUUGCCCACCCAGACCCUCCCCCUGCCCCCGUCCCCUGCCCUGCCUUUCGAUUGAGGUUCUUCCCUCCAGCCGGCUGCCCUCGCCACAGACUCACAGCUAGCGCAUCAUGGUGGAUGUGACCAAAUGGCCCCUUUUCAGCCUGAUGGGGCCUCAGGAGCUCUCGGCGAUACGGAAAGCAUGCGUGUUUGGGACGUCUGCUAAUGAGGCCAUCUACAUCACCAAUGACGAUGAGGUGUAUGUGUUUGGGUUAAACUGCAGCAACUGCCUGGGAACAGGGGACAGCCAGAGCACCAUUGUACCCAAGAAGCUGGACUUUCUGAGUGGGAGGAAGGUGGUCAGCCUCAGCUACGGCAGUGGACCCCACAUCCUGCUGGCCACAGAGGACGGAGAGCUAUUUGCCUGGGGACAUAAUGGCUACAGCCAACUGGGAAAUGGGACAACCAACCAAGGAGUAGCUCCAGUGCUUGUGUCUGCCAACCUGCUCAAUAAGAAGGUCACAGAGGUGGCCUGUGGCUCUCACCACUCAAUGGCUCUGACUGACUCAGGAGAAGUGUAUGCAUGGGGCUACAACAACUGUGGUCAGGUGGGCUCAGGCUCCACGGCGAACCAGCCCACACCCCGCAGAGUGUCCAGCUGCCUGCAGAACAAGGUGGCUGUCAGUAUCGUCUGUGGUCAGACCUCGUCUCUGGCAGUAGUGGACAACGGAGAGGUGUACGGUUGGGGCUAUAAUGGGAAUGGACAACUGGGACUUGGAAAUAAUGGGAACCAGCUCACUCCCUGUCGACUUGUGGCUCUGCAGGGUUUAUGUGUGCAACAGAUUGUCUCAGGCUAUGCCCACUCCCUGGCACUAACAGAUGAGGGGUUGCUCUAUGCAUGGGGUGCCAACACAUACGGACAACUGGGCACCGGCAACAAGAGCAACCAGCUGAGCCCAGUUCAGAUCAUGGCUGAGAAAGAGAGAAUUGUAGAGAUCGCUGCCUGUCACUCCACACACACGUCAGCUGCUAAGACCCAGAGUGGCCAGGUGUACAUGUGGGGCCAGUGCAGGGGCCAGUCUAUAGUGCUGCCUCACCUCACGCACUUUACUUGCACUGACGAUGCCUUUGCGUGCUUUGCCACCCCCUCGGUUAUGUGGAGGCUUCUUUCCAUGGAUCAUGAUGACUUCUUGACAGUGGCUCAAUCUCUGAAGAAAGAGUUUGACAACCCAGAGACAGCUGACCUCAAGUUCUGUGUCGAUGGCAAAUAUAUCUGUGUCCACAAAGCAGUUCUCAAAAUCAGGUGUGAACACUUCAGAUCCAUGUUCCAGUCCCACUGGAAUGAAGACAUGAAGGAGGUGAUUGAAAUAGACCAGUUCUCCUACCCGGUCUACCGCUCUUUCCUGGAGUUCCUCUACACUGACAACGUGGAGUUGCCUCCAGAAGAUGCUAUUGGGCUGCUGGAUCUGGCAACAUCCUAUUGUGAGAACCGCCUGAAACGACUUUGUCAACACAUAAUCAAGAGGGGAAUUACCGUUGAAAAUGCUUUCUCCCUGCUCUCGGCUGCUGUGCGCUAUGAUGCAGAGGAUCUCGAAGAGUUCUGCUUUAAGUUCUGCGUGAAUCACCUGACCGAGGUGACCCAGACUGCCGCUUUCUGGCAGAUUGACGGCAACUUGCUCAAAGAUUUCAUUUGUCGAGCCAGCCGCUGUGGAGCCUUCAAAAACUGACCUCAACCCGAGGUAAUGAUAGGAGCAGAUGCAGAAUGUGCUGCGGGACUCCGGGAGUCAUGAGUUGGCUCCACGUACCUUCACAAACAGGUGGUGAAAUCUUUAGAUUAUCACCAUCACUGUCUAAUCUGUUAUUCAUGUUAUUCCAGACUUGAACCAGUUUGUCCAUUACAUGAGCCGCACAUACUGAAAUGACGAAAUAGAGCUGACAUGUAGCAGCAUCAUUACAGAGUACAGGUUCGGUAGUUGUCUGCCACGGUGCCGGACUGACGAUUAUUUUGCACAUAUUGUGUAAAAGAGGAUACAACUGCUUGAUCAAGUUGUUUUUUUUUUAACUUGAAAGACUUUUGCCUGUCACCUAAUAACACUUUACUAUUUCUAUUUUUCUGUUUAAAUGACCAAGUCACUUCUUUAGUGUUUGCACUUUUUUUAAAAAAGUUUUUUUUUCCUCUUUACUAGAAGACCACAUCAUAGUUUGGAUAUGGCAUCUGGAUUCAUGGUUCAGGUUGAGGUAUGAGGCUCUUUGCACUUGUAGAUGUCAGGAUAGAACGGGGUUCCUUGAAGACUGGACACUGACAUAUCGAGAAUACGGACUCAGGCAUCCAAGGCUUGAUUAAGUUUGUUCAGGUCAAAAUCCAGUCAGUGGUUAUUAGUCCCAGUGGCUUCCACAGCUGCGAUGCUAAGGUGUGAUCUUUUUUUCUAGGUUGUAAGUUGACCCAAAGUGGGAACUCAGGUUACAUGUGAGAUUCAUAACAGAGUGAUUCAAUCCUCAACCGUGGAUUUCACUUUACGUGGGUGGAUUGCAUAGGUUGGAAAGUGUUAUACUGUGCAGCUGCAGCUCCGUAACAUAAAGAAGAAAAAAAAAGCUUGUUUAGUUUGUCUGUUUUUACUGCACAAAACAGUUAUUUGGCAGUUAAACUUGCCUGGUUGCCAGCUGUAACAAAUGUAUGGAGCCACUAAAAGUCAGUGUAAGGCAAGUGGCCUUGGAGAAGCUCAGGCUGAGUCGGCCUGGACUUAGAUUUUUAAGGACACUUUUGCAUCCGCAUUACAUAUGCUGUAUGUUGAAAGCAAUAUUUUACAGUAUUAACGUUUAGAAAGUUGUUUGGUGACACCUGCACUACUACUGUGAGUAUUUUUAAGAAAAUACUUGCUCAUUUCUAUGCAGGAAUUUUCUAAUUUAAAACCAAUAAUGUUUUAUUGAUUUAUACUGAGUAUUAUGAAGUGCCAGUUACAUUUUGUGACAUCCGCAAACAAAUGAAUAAAAAGACUCUGAUCUGCUUGUGUUUUUCGGUAUUCAAAUAAUGUAUCGCAAUUAAACAGUUGAGAAAGAUGAGGAUUUUCAUGUAUCAUGGUAAUAUAAUAUAAAAAUAAAAUAAUUGAGUUUGACAGGUAAGUAUCUUCCAUUUUAAGUACAUUAAGAAAAAGCUGAGUUCAAUAUGAAGAAAUCAAAUUAACAAACAUUUCAUAAAAAUAUUACAAUAAAGUAUUUAAACAGUAUCAACACCUCCUUCAGGUGAAGGUUAUUCAGUUUAU